This is a messenger RNA of Bipolaris sorokiniana ND90Pr, 998 nucleotides long. RefSeq lists its product as uncharacterized. The record is from RefSeq and is a predicted model, not a curated record. The transcript has a single exon. NCBI's taxonomy places the organism in Eukaryota, Fungi, Ascomycota, Dothideomycetes, Pleosporales, Pleosporaceae. Bases 157 to 708 code for a protein of 183 amino acids.
UUGCACAUGUUGAGUCUUGAGACCAAUCUCUACUUGGAACCCUUUGCCAUGAUCACGUGUUGAGUACGCGCAGAAAUGUGAAGCAAGGAAGAGGUCAGGCUAGGCUAAACCAUUCACGCAAUCAGCCUCACGAGGUGAGGCUGGCUACUUAGUCUCAUGUGGCCCAACACGAAAACUAGGCCAGUGCGACCAAACUCCAAGGUCCGCCCUUUGCGCACGACCAUUUGUGGCUUUGUUUGUUCUGUCUUGGGCCAGCGCUUACCACAUUCUACCACAACUCAUCCCUCAAGACCCUCCAACAGCGCCCGUCUUGCGAAUCGUCGUGUAUUGGUUGAGGCAAUGCAACUCGGUCCCACACAUUUUCCCAAGUGCAAAGCUCUUCUUUGUCUGCCUCAGCCUCUCACUUGCAUGUCGAUGCCCACUAAGGCGUGCUACAAAUCACCUCCAGCCAUCCGGGAAUUAUUGCAACAGUACUCGUCUUCGUCAUUUUGCAUGAAUAUGCUGUGUCCCGUUCGCUCAACAUGCCCACUUUACCUAUAUUUACGUCCUGUUGAUCUGCCACAUGCACGCUCAGACCCACCCACUCUACACCACCACCAGUGCGCAAUCCUACGCUUGUCCCGAUUCGGCACAAAUAUACAAUCUACUCGUUCCACCAGUGGUCAACUACUCUAUCGUCCAGUCCAAGACAAGAUAACCGAGGUGUGAUUGGAGAGAGUGUGAGGAAUGCCUUGCAUGCUCAUACUGACGCUUGCCCCCAUGCUACCGUGACAUUUCCUCAUGAUCGCACCACGAUACCGCUUUCGAUUGGAUCGCCAGGGACAUGACCCGAUUGCUAUAGGUAGGGGAGGCUCUGAAGCUGCCCUGGCCGCAGUAAGUGUUGCUGGGGUAUUCUCCCUCGCUCUCACUGCGCUCAGCCGCCGCACACUCUCCGCCAUACUGCUUACUUAUGUACCCUCUAUCUUAUUGCCUCUGCCUCGCCAUUUAGAUAUCGCCUU